Molecule: messenger RNA, 267 nt
Organism: Microthlaspi erraticum
Lineage: Eukaryota; Viridiplantae; Streptophyta; Magnoliopsida; Brassicales; Brassicaceae
Source: the annotation of a GenBank genome assembly
AUGAACAAAGGAGGAACAGACGAGAAGCGCCAGAGAGUGGAAGAGAGAGAUAGAGCGAGUGAAAGAGAAAUCGCGAGAACUUUGGCGUUGGGAAAAGAAGCGCUUCUCGACUCCGACUCAGACGAGAAGCGCCACAGAGUGGAAGAGAGAGAGAGAGUGAAAGAGAAAUUGCGAGAACUUUGGCGUAAGAAGAGAAUCAGAGAUCAAGAUCCUUCCAUGGAAGCCGCUCAAGGUUUUUGGGGAGAGAGUGAGAGAGAAUCAGGUUGA